Macrosteles quadrilineatus (aster leafhopper) is the source of this 1683-nucleotide messenger RNA. RefSeq lists its product as uncharacterized. Lineage: Eukaryota; Metazoa; Arthropoda; Insecta; Hemiptera; Cicadellidae. The record is from RefSeq and is a predicted model, not a curated record. The transcript is spliced from 4 exons. The coding region runs from base 1 to 1683 and encodes 560 amino acids.
AUGGACGUAUAUACUAGUGUCCCGACAAGAAAACGCCCUAGGAAGAAGGUUGGUAAAAAAUUCAAGCUUAACUUAAAAACCUACCAACGACCACCGAGUAGAGAGCAGGCAAUCAAACGAGAACUGCUGAGGUUGACCGAUUCCGUUCGAAAGAAGUACAGACAACUAAGGAACAAUGCUGAGCAUGUAGAACAAUUGUUGGAAGCCCAAGCCAAACCGCUUAUAAAACCCCUACAAGAGACUUUGGAAACACGUCUGAAUGACUCUUAUAGAUACAUUAAGAAGGAAGAACCGGAAGAUGUAAAAAAAGAAAACAUUUUAAUAGAAAAGAUACAAAAUGAAGAAUGUGAAGCGGAUAAGUCAAUGGAUAUGUCUACACAAACACCUACACCUAGUCAAAUACAAAAAUACCUUAAACGACUUUCCGGCCCCUCAUAUAAGGACAAAAUAGACUCCACAUAUGGAGUUAAACUCGAUGGGAGAGGUAAUAUGACCAUUGGCAGUUUAAGGAUAAAGUUUACCAACUCGCAUGUAAUUGUAAAAGAUCGUAGCUACGAGGCUACACCAGGACUCCUGGAACUUCUUUUCAUGCAGGUUCCCGACAAAGCUUCCAUUACACAACAAGACCUACAGUCUUAUAAGGAGAUACUGCAAGCUUCCAACGCCCAUCGUCAAAUGUAUUCCGCAGAAAAACCUAUAAAUAGCAACAGAGACAAGUUUGGACACUCUUUGUAUCAAGAACAGAAGCGUCACUUAUCUGAUGAUGAAGACGACGAUGCGUAUGUGUUGAGUGAUGAUGGAACCAAGAGGUUCAGAGCUGCAGUGGAUCCUGACGUAUCACGUCAAAAAGUGUCUAAAGCCAGUAUGGAAGCGUCAGUGAAGCGGUCGGCACCAGUUCCGCGUAAAGAUCUUUCGCGAGUGAAACGUAAACGUACUAAAGCUCCGCCUGCUUUACCAGUGCAUAAUGUAAUAUACUCCGAUGUAAAUACUAUGGACAUUGACCAGCUUCUUGCAUCUUUAACUGGUGAGACUCUACAAGACGUAUCUGAUUCCGUACACACAACAGCAGGUGCGGUCGAAACAAAUUACUGGACCCGCGAGUGCAGUCAAAAUGUCAACGCAGUGGAAGAGGAUUACGGUUCAAAGGAUGUGGAAGAGUACCGGCCGGAACAACCGUCAAUUCAGAAAACACCAUCCAACUCGUCAACAACAAAAUCUGCCACACGUGCUAGGUCGAGCCAGGUUUUUCGCCAGAAAGAUCAUCAAAGUAAUCUACAUGCCUCAAUUUUGCCACAACUGCCGCCGCCGCCGCCGCCCCCUCCUCAACAUUCGCAACAACUAUUACCAUCAGCAGCUAAGUUAUCUUCAUUACCAGCCUCAACGUCGUCUUCAGUGUCAUAUACGUCUUCGUCGUCAGCACCGACAACAUCUGUGGCGAGUCACUCUCAUAGUAUACACCAGCCACACAAAGCAGCUGUGCGUUCUGAUCAGCAGCCUAACUCAUGGGAACCGCAUCUUUUACUUAGACAGAUUUAUAAAGUUGCAAACCAGGCUCAUGCAGCUGUUGGUCUCGAUUCAAUUAAAGACUUUUCUCCCUCUAUUUGUUUGGAGAAGGCUCAGAACUCUGUCCAGACUCGAAACACCAAGGUUUAUUCUGUGAGGCUCAUCAUCACCAACUCCUAA